CACGUAUGUGCAAAUGGACCGCAGCAGAAUACGGAACGCAGCCUGAACGAGUUUAUAGAGAGAGAGAGAUCAUGGAUGCUCUGUUAAUAUAUACCAUCGUGUCCGUAUUCCGAAAAUUGGAGGUUAUGUGGAACAUGUAAUUCCAUCACUUAGCAGUGAAUAUUUUAAAAUGCAUUUUCGGAUGAAGCCUUCAACAUUUGAAUACAUUUUGAAUGAAAUUGGAGAUAAACUUUGUCGUACAUCAGAUGGUAAUGAAAUGAUACCUGCGGACAAACAAUUUCUGUUAAGUCUAUGGCGAUUUGCAACUCCAGAUUCAUAUAGAUCAAUAAUUGAACGAUUUGGUGUUGGCAAAGCUACAGGUGUAAGAGCAGUGCGUCGUGUUGCUAAGGCACUGUGUGAAUUAUCACCAAGAUAUAUAACAUGGCCUACAGAAAAUAAAAUACAAGAUAUUAUAUAUAAUUUUUCUCGUCCGAGUGGCUUUCCUAAUGUUAUUGGUGCCAUAGAUGGCAGUCACAUAAAUAUUCCUGCACCCACAGAAAAUCCAGAAGCCUACGUAAAUCGUAAAGGACGUCAUUCAAUUCAUCUCCAAGCUGUUUGUGAUCACGCAAGACUAUUCACACACAUUUAUGUCGGAAACGUAGGUUCGGUUCAUGACGCUCGUGUGUUCCGUUUAUCAUCUCUCCAGGAAUACAUCAAUGAUCCCAACAAGUUCCCAAAUGAUACACAUAUAAUUGGAGAUGCGGCUUACACGUUACAUCAACAUCUUUUGGUCCCCUACGUUGAUAACGGUCAUCUUACACAGCGACAAAAAAAUUACAAUUUUUGUCAUUCUUCUGCUAGAAUGGUCAUUGAAAGAGCGUUUGCUCUUUUGAAAGGACGCUGGAGGAGUCUUUUACACGUUUUAGCAGUAAAUGACAUAGAGUUUGUUCCUUAUGACAUAUUGGCAUGCUGCGUAUUGCACAAUAUUUGUUUACUGCAGAAGGACGAACUAAAGUUAGAAGAAAUAUUUAUUGUAGAUAGAGAAGAAGUUAUAUUGCGAGAAGAAAGAAUUAAUGAUAAUAAUAGAUACAUUGCAGAAUUAAAGAGAAACAAUAUAUGUGCAAAUCUUCGUAUGAGAAAUGCGUAAGAAACAUACAUUUAAAAAAAAUAUAAGAAAUGCUCAGAUAUAUAUGUAUUUAUAAUGUAUAUGGAAAUUAUACCA
Molecule: messenger RNA, 1201 nt
Organism: Temnothorax curvispinosus
Lineage: Eukaryota; Metazoa; Arthropoda; Insecta; Hymenoptera; Formicidae
Product: putative nuclease HARBI1
Exons: 5
Coding region: 170-1126 (318 amino acids)
Source: RefSeq, a predicted model, not a curated record